Cyprinus carpio (common carp) is the source of this 7293-nucleotide messenger RNA. RefSeq lists its product as uncharacterized. Gene Ontology annotation, molecular function: DNA-binding transcription factor activity, RNA polymerase II-specific; RNA polymerase II cis-regulatory region sequence-specific DNA binding. The coding region runs from base 218 to 6871 and encodes 2217 amino acids. NCBI's taxonomy places the organism in Eukaryota, Metazoa, Chordata, Actinopteri, Cypriniformes, Cyprinidae. Gene Ontology annotation, biological process: regulation of transcription by RNA polymerase II. The transcript is spliced from 10 exons. Gene Ontology annotation, cellular component: nucleus. The record is from RefSeq and is a predicted model, not a curated record.
AGAGUGAGUCUCAGUUUGUGCGUGACGUCACACAACCUGCAUCUCAGUGUUGUGAUAUGGCGAUCUCGCAUAAAGCCCAUCAGAUAAUGGCAAAAUCAAUGGUCUAUCAAGACAAUGCAGUGUAGAAAAGAUGCUGGGAGGAUGAAAAAGAAAACCGGAGAACUUUAGAGACCUGAAUUCAAUUUAACAUCAAGUUUUACAUCAGAAGUUGAGCAUUAUGGAGCUUGCUAAUGACCCACUCUGUGAACCAUCUGAAACAAAUCUGCACAAUGAGCACCUUUCACUUUCAGACAGCCUGUCUCCUUUGGAAGCACCGUCAGAUAGUAUUGUACAUGGAAUAGAGGCUACAGAGGGUACAGAAAGAAACAGUGGCCUUGAGUUGAAGCUGGACCUAUAUGUCCCAGCACCACCAAUAAUAGAGCCUAUAACCCCUGUAGAGGAAACAGUUGAGCUUUGUGCACUUCCUGUAGUAACAGAAGAGGACAGCACACAACCUGAAGCUGCUAAAGAGGGAACAGAUGAAACUGACAACGUUGGAGGCUCUCAUAGCGAAAAUCAGUCAAGUCUGGCUGAGUCGAGUUCGGAUACUGUGACAGAAGUGGAAUGUGAGCAUGCAUCCAAUGAAACAAGCUCAUCAGACUUGACAGCUGCAAGUGGUGUGCCUGUAGAGCCCAUAAGCUCUAAUGAAACACAAAAAAGUUGUGCCAAUAUUAAAUCAUCAACUGGAAGUACAGUAUAUAAUGCAGCAAGAAAGAACAUCCCUCCAAAGAAAGACAAAUUUAACCCUUUGAAACUUGACAUGGCCAAAGUAAUACCCCUCACCUCAUCCCAGCUCUCACUACAGUGCCUAGAAUGUCACAUCAUCUUCAGUGACUCCAAAAGCAAAGAACGGCACCUUAAACUGAGCCACCCUGCAGAGUAUCAGCAGUGCAUUCUGGGAGAUGCACUCUUUACUUGCUAUGUUUGUGAUCAGCAUUUCACUUCUUCCACAGAACUCAUGGCCCAUCAACGUACACACACAGGUAAUGAGCGGUUCAAGUGCCCAUUCUGUAGUGAGGCCUUCUACCAAUCCUGUGAGCUAACAAGUCACAAGAAAAAAAUUCACUUCAGCAAACAUGGAUACACCUGCUCUGAGUGUGGCAAGCCUUUUAAAACUUUUACUUUGCUCAGAUACCACCAACGGGUACACACAGCAGAAAAGCCUUUUGUUUGCAUGCACAAACAGUGUGGUAGAAAGUUUUCUGCAUCCAAGUCUCUUCAGCACCACUUAGAAAAACAUCAGAAAGAAGAUAAUCAGGAUGACCAGACAAAUGCUUCAACCACCACAAAGAAAAAAAGAGAUAAAGGAAAAAAUGAGCGUAAAUUCCCAUGCUCACAGUGUGCUGCAGUCUUCAAGACUUCUAAAGCACAGCUUCUUCACAUCAAAAAGAAACACUCUCAAGAGUCGCAAAGUAGCACUGUGUUAGUGCCACAACUUAAGCCACUUGGACCUGCUCUUACACAGACCGCAAAUGGACAACCACAGACUCUGAUCAUGGAAACUGUCGGACCAGCACCACAGCAAAUGGAUAAGCUGGAUCCUGAGCAAAUUAAAAGGCUAAUUGAAAAACUUGGAAAUGUACAGAGAGUGAAUCAGUUGGUUAUAUUGCCUUUGCAGCCACAAAACUUUGGGUCACCCCAUUCACAGCCAUUAAUGCAACCAUUGCAUGUGAAUUUUACUGAGUCAAUUAUUCAGCCAACACAGUGUAAGAAAUCUGAUGCAGACUCAUCAAAAACAGAGCAAAUUAACCUUCAGUUGUCAGCAGAAAUUGGAGAUUUGCAACAAAAGGAAACUCUUCUAUCACAAGAAGAAGAAAAAAUUUCAUCAGAGAACUCAGAGCCCCAAGAAACAGCUGUUGAACUGACACAAACAGAGGUCCAAAUGCAGAUGGAUGAAAUUCAUCUUGAACUUAUACCAAUACAUACUGAAAUGUCAGUUUUGCUGGAUCAAACACCUUUGCAGGUUGAAGUACCACAGAAUGAUUCUGUUAAUGAGAUUGCACAAAUAGCAGAGGAACUUAUUCCAGUCACACAAGGCAUUGUGGCUUUGGAGACUAAUAAUGAACCAUCCUUAAUUGCUCAACUGGAAACUGCAAAGUCUCACCACGUGGAGGAGGAAAGUGUACCAGUUGACACAGUAGUAUUAGAGGAAACAGUUACCAAUGUAGAGACACCUUGUCCUACACAAAUGCUAGAUUCAACAGAAUUGUCAGUGGAAUCUGAGUCACUGGUGGUAAGUGAACAGGGUGAUGUAGGCAAAUUAAGUGAACCUCAAGAACUUAAGGAGAUCCAAGCUCAAAAGAACCAAGCUGAGUCAGAGAAGGAACCAUCCAUGCCAGUAGAACCACAAUCUCAGCCUGAUUCUCUCAGCACUAUGCAGAAUGACACUGUAAUUGACCUUCAACAAAGCUCUGUGCUAACACCAGACCAGACUAGUUUACAUGAUUGCCCUUUUGUUCAGAAGAAACUUCCAACAAAGAAAAAAAGACCUAAGAAACAAUUGGCUGACAAAAUAGAGACUAAUGAGACAAGUGAAGUAUGUGGUGGUAAGGUAGCAACAAACAAGAAAGUUAAUACUUCAAAAAGUACAUCAAAAGUAAUUACUAAAAAAAGAGAAAAGGUGAAGAACAAAAAGCUUGUUGUCAGAUUUGGACCAGCUGAGAAGAAAAAAACCUCUACACCGAAGGCAAUAAAAACAUCAAAAACCAAACAAAACCAGAGCCAGCAAAUUAGCAGUCAAGACCAAGUUCCUAUUUUGUCUCAACAUGAAAAUAAAUUGGAUUUUAACCAAAAAUUGCAAAAAGAUAAAAAAGGAAAGGGGGUUGAAAGUCCUUUAGAAGCAGCAGUGAAGACAACGGGCCAAAUUACUAAUUCAUCAGACACUGUUUUGGUGGAAACAGAAGCAAGGCAACAAGUGAAACCCAAAAAGAGAAAAAUGAAGAAUCAAAACAACUUGGAUAAGAAGUCAAACUCUAUCCAGGAGGCUCACCAAGAUGAAACCCUGGUACCUGUACAAAAGAAAAAGAAGCAAGGAAAAACAUCUGAAGAUGAAUAUCUCAAGAAACCUAAGGUUAGGAAAACCCAGAAUGAUGGUUUAAAGAAGAAUACCCACAAACUACCAAAGCGUAAAAUAAAACAGGCAAAAUCUAGACCUGAUGUACCAGAUCCGGCUCACAUAGAGAAACAAGCAUUGCUCUUAUUAAAAGGUCACAAGCAGCCUCAGCUGAAGGUACACAAGUUGGAUGCUACUGAACUCGAGAAGUCACCCCCAAGCAAGUGUGAUAACAAGGUGCUGAAAAAAACAAAAACUGCACAGAGCAAAUCCUUGAAUGCAGCACACCGAAAGAAAACAAAAUCAGAGUGUCAGGUAGAGCCCCUUUCAUUUGAAAUGCCCACUGUUGAGAACAGCCCUGGUUCUGUGGCUACAAAGCCCAAAAUUGUACGGAAACGCAAAACUCCUACAAAGAUAGACCAGGAAAUUGCAUUGAGCCCUCCAUAUUCUCAACUUACUCUCGGGUGCCAGGACUGUGGAAAGACAUUCUCAGAAGUGUCUGCUUUACAGGAACAUAUGGCAUCCUGGCACUCAGCUGGAAAGUCAUCCUUCCCAGAUGAGACAAUUGAUGUUGCUAAAAAACGAGUCAUAAGACCUGGUCCUAUUGAAAAAUUUAUUCCACCUAAUGUCUUUGAAAUUCAGGUUGCAACAGAUUGGGACAUGGAGACUGAGGUGGGGGAGAUUGUCGGAGAAAGACUAUCAUUCCCAGCGUUAAGUCAAUCUCCUUCUUUGACUCUUGCUUCUGGUGGUGUUGAAGGAAAGGAACAAGAAGGAGACAAAGAUGUUGAAGGAAUUGUUUCUGACCUUGAGCAGCCUCCUGAGCAAAAUCCUUUAGAGACUUGCAAGAUCCCUUCACAGGCCUCAACCCCAACCUUAAGCAAAAGCAUCAUGCCCCAGGAGCGCACAGAAAAUUCUAGUGAGAGUGUGUCAGAAAAAGAACAGUGCCAUGAGGUCGGGUCCAUCACAGAAACUUCUUGCGCUGAACUCAAAGAUGCAGCAGAGGAAGAAAUUAAAGAAGAACUGCCCUUAGAGUUGAAUUUAGUCAUGGUUGGAGAACAAAUUGCAGAUAACAACCAUAACACUCAGAUAGGUAACAUUUCGGGUGUCUCUCAAGAGCAUAAGAGUGAAGUGAGCAAUUCAUGUUCUCAGUCUCAAGAGACUGCAAAAGAUGCCAGUGUAGCAUUGACUCAAAAUGUUCUUACUGAGCCAGAGAUAAAGCAAGAAGAAGAGGAGGUACUUGUUCGUCGAGUUGAUGAUAAUAAAAGAGUGAUGGGAGAAAAUUCUGUGACAAAAGGUAAGAAAGGAGUUGGAAGAAGCCGGGGCAAGAAACCGCUUGGAAGAAAGACUAGCACAGAAAACAGAAGUACGAAGGACAUGGAAGGAAAUAAGGAUCCACAAGAAUGCCAAGUUCUCUAUCAUUUGUGUGUACUUGAUACUCUGGAGGAAAAGAACAAAGAAAAGGACAUGAAUGAAGUUAAUGCCUCUGAAACUGGUCAACCAUCGUCUUCCGAGGAGGCUCCUGAGGAACAGGUCGUUUUUGAGUUGGACUCUGUUACCACAAGUGUAAUGGAUAUCGUAAACUCUGAAGACGGUUCAUUUGAAGAAUCUAGAGAGCUGGUUCGAGACGGCAGCUCACCUGGAAUCAUACUGGAAAAAUUCUUGACUGCUCGUGAGAGAAAUAUGGAAAAUCCAAACACUCGUAGUCGGACUAGGGCAAACACAUCAUCUGAUGUGAAGAUAGAAGAACGUUCUUCAAAUCUGGCUCUUCAUAGUCUGAUUUCUUCUGAGAGUGGUGCGAUGCGUGGAGUACAAAUGUUUUUUGUCAAAGCUGAAGACCACUUGACUACAACUGAGAUGUUUCAGGCACUUCAGCCCAUCCAUCACCGUGUUGCAUGUCAAGACAAGAACAGAGAUGGCACAUCUUCAGACUCUCAUGUAGUACCACUGCAGUCCUACAGCAAGCAAUGUAUAUUUUAUCCUGUUAAGGAGGAAGAGAAGGAGCAUUUAGUGGAGCCUCCUCAAGCGGAUCAGAUGUGCUUGAAUUCAGGGGAAUUUACAGGGGCUUCAUCUGGAAUUGAAGAAUGUGAUGAAGUCAGGGUAGGUUCAGUUCAAAUGGACGUUCAGCAUCUAUACACAACAUCUGAAGAGGGUGAUGUUAAUUCUGAACAGCAGAGAACUCAAGGCUUUUUAGAAUUCCUUUCGGAGAAUUCAGACACGGAUGAUGCCGAUAAUGUCCACUCUGAACCAGAAGCUGAAACUAUUGUGAUGUCCUGUUACCAUGGAAUACAGAGUAAUGGUACAGUACAUCAAAAUGGCAGAGAGAGAUGUGAUUCAAGUGAGAAAACAAAUGUGGCUGGCUCCCUAACAAGGCACACAAAAACAGAGAGGCAGCUCAACGGGAAGCCUUUUAACUACUUUAAUCAAUAUUUUAGUUUGGACACGUGGAAAGAAAUUGCUGUUUGCACAAGGGGGAUAUCAAAACUGCCAAACCUUGUUACAGAAAAAGAGGUUGCACAGUAUGUGGGAAUCCACAUUGCAAUGGGAACUCUAAAGUUUCCAAGCACAAAGCUCUACUGGGACGACUGCACACGAGUACCUCUGAUCUCCGAUGCCAUGUCGGCUUCAAGGUUUUGUGAGCUCACUCGUAAAGUGAAGCUGGCCAGUUCUGGUGGAGCUUCUGAUCAGCAUUCUGAAGAAAGGAACAGAAACCAGCCGGGACAGAGUAAUGAAGCUGACAGUAACAAAGAGGCACAUAACUGCACAAACUUAAAGACAGAUCCUUUGUGGAAGGUAAAAUCAUUGAUCAGAAGAGUUCAAGACGGUUGUCGGGGACUGAAGCGACAUGGAAACUAUGGGGUAGACCAAUACCCCCUUCCUUUUCAAAAACACCCAACCCAUUCUUUACUUCACACAGUUGUCAUAAAUGGUGGAGGGUUGGUUGUGGACUUCAACUUGAGUGUAGAUGACUCCAAUAGAGAAGAUGUAGUCGAGAAAAUGGUGUCUAGAGGUAAGGAGCGAAACGAAGGGAUGGUGUUUCUUUGCAAACCAGAGCUUUCUACACCUUCUAUGCUAGAGCAUCUUUUAGACGCUGGUGUGCAGAGCGCUGGCAAGGUCGGUGGGGCAAGAGGGCAAAUAGGUGACGAGUUUGUGAGCUCGGAUGGAAAACUCAAGCUUUUCAGGUGUCAUCAUGGAUUCAUCCUUUCAGCAGUGGUAAAGGAAAAACCUCGCUCAACAUCUCUUGUCAGCGGCUUCGAGAGAGCGAUUAAAGCGGCGAAUCUCAACCGUGACUUGAGAAGUCUUUAUCGCACACCCUGCACCAACUCCGCAGUCAGCGCCUGGCCGCAGUCUGUUCUCUGGGACUUGAUCGAUCUGGUUUUGGUAAAUGCAUGGAUACAGUAUAAGCAAGAUUGCAGUCAUAUUACAGAUCUGUUAUCACUUAUGGCAUUUCGUUUGGAGGUGGCCAAAGCAUUGAUUCUCUCCAGUGGUGUUGACUCACAAGACUCAUCACCUCCCUGCCCUCCUGCUCCAAACCUACAUGGUCCAGAUACAAACUCAAGACCUUCUCAGGUUCUUGAGACCCCUUUGCCUGAUGAGCAUACAAGGUAUGAUGGCUUUGGGCACUGGCCGGAGCAGCUGGCAGAGGGUGAGGAGGCCAGGAGGUGCCGUUUUGGAGGCUGUGAGAGAACAUCACGUGUGCGGUGUCUCAAAUGCUGUGUUUUCCUGUGCAUUUCUCGAAACCACAACUGCUUCUUGAAGUUUCACAGUCAGGGGUCUUCAUGAGGCGUACAGACUGUGCACAUUUUAACUUAAACUUUUACUCAUUUGCUUAAAUACAAUAGUUAAACAUUAAGUUAUUGCUCAUCAUGACUCGAAACAAACCCUGAGCCAUCCAUAUCUAUUCUAGUCUAGGUUUUGUAGUUGUGCAAAAAUGACUAAAUUAAGCCCACUUGGAUGUAUAAUGAAUGUUAUAUUGUGAUUGUUAUAUUUCCUUUUUAUGUUGCUACUGAAAUUGGAUUGUUUUUUUAAACCUAGCAAACAUUAGAACAUGUCCCAUGCAUUGUUUGCUUUCUACUUCCUAAAAGGAAAAGGUCUUUUUAGAAAGUGGUGUUUUUUUUUAUUUAAUAAUUCCUGACUUCCUGCUCAUUGUGCAUUGUAAAGGCUUCCUCAGUCUAUUUGUAUGAAAUAAAAGCUUUUACAUUCUA